CAUACGGAGAAUGCACUGAUCAGCCCCGCACAGCGGCUCAGGGAGGCAGAGGAGCUGGGAGAAGAAGGGCAUAGCGUUCACAGUGCAGACCGGGGUCGCUGAAAAUCGCGCUGUUUGUGGCUGCGGAAAGCGCUGGGACUGCGCACUUGGGGGCGAUUCACAGGCAAAAUCCCCGAGCUUCAUCAUCGCAGGGCGGGCAACAACAAAGACUUUCAUUCCUGGAGCAUAAAUCUCCUUCUUUUCAUUCCCUGUCCGACUCCGGCACAGGACGCAACUGCUUUAAAUUUACCCCAGACUGGGGCAUAUAAACUACACAAACUGCCAGGCUGGAUACUGUGAUUAUUGUUUGAAGGAUUAUCUGAUCUUCCAACUAUUCUCUACCUAAGUCUCAAAAGGAUUAUUUACCCCACUCUGGGGUAUAAGGGACACGUGAUUACCGACCCCAGGGUUAGUGAGAUACCAAAACUGACACUACCAAGACUUGGAUGGGGCAAAUGAAAGACAAAAGCCACAGGGAGGGGUAUAUGACACCCAGUGACUCCCAUACCCAAGGAUUGUAUCUACCCCAGGGGGGCGUUAUAACAGUGAUUACCCCGAGGAGAGGUAUAUAAAAGAGGCUGUUGUGCCUAGCACUACCUACCCCAUGGAGGGAUAUAUCACCCGAAUGAUCUGACCAAGGCUGGGGAUAUAUAACGCUGCUACCGCAGGGCGCGGUGGAAGAGUCGCAAAAACUGCCAUCACAAGGAGACUGCCAUGGAAAGGGGCAGUUAAGCUGAAAGUACAUAGAUACCCGGAGUGAGCAACGUUUUACACAGUGAAACCCCUCCAGAGAAGCAGAUGGAUAACAAAGGCGCACUCCUGGGCAGGCAGUUGCCCCCACAAUAGGGGGGAUUUUGGUCCCAGACACAAUGAGGGCUGCGCUAACUCUUAUCCCCUCCGGCCUCCUCCUCCUGGUGGGGGGCUUGUUACUGAGCUGGAGGGAUGCCCAUCCCAUUGAGCACCCUACUCAUCGAUCCCCCCGCUCUGUUAGGACUCAGGGGCCCCCCACAGUCGGGGCCACUUUUCAAUCUGUGGGUUCUUCUCCCUCUACCACUGGAUAUAAAACUGUAGAGAAGAGCGCAAGGUCUCCAGCUGACUUGUCCCUGGAGCAGGGUAUCUUCUGGCCCCGGGAGCUGGAGCAAGCACUGCCCAUGGGGUUCUCUUUGGAGGGUGCGGAGCAGUGGCGGAACACAGCUCGCUCCGCGGGUAUUGUGGCUUUAGAAAAAGGCUGCGGGCGGAGCACUAACCGAAUGGCCACCCUGUCGGACGGGAGCCGGGUAUGUUUGCGCUACGGUAUCAACCCUGAACAAAUCCAGGGGGAGCUGUUGUCCUACUACCUGUCCCGCAUACUGGGGCUCCGCGGGGUCCCACCUUGUGUGCUUUCACGGGUAGGCAGCCCUCAGUGGGCUCCAGUGCAAUCAGAACUAGGGGCCACAGGAUGGACUCAAGGAGCCCUGGUGAGUUUCACACCCUGGAUGCAGAAUUUGAGUUUAGUAUUGCCCCCUAUGGCUCUACGCGCUAAGGAUGGAAAGCUCCGUCCCCUGCGCACCGAACUCAGCAAUGGUGCUGCCAACAUGCUGGAGUUAGCGCAAUGGGCAGACCUUAUUUUGUUUGAUUAUUUGACUGCAAACUUUGACCGACUAGUGAGCAAUCUUUUCAGUCUGCAGUGGGACCCACACAUUAUGCUGCGCGGAACAAAUAACCUGCACCGCACCCCUGAGGGGGACCUGGUACUGCUGGACAAUGAGGCUGGUUUUGCUCAUGGUUACAGACUUUUGGGAACCUGGGACAAAUACAAUGAGCAGCUGCUGGGCACAGUGUGCGUGUUCCGCAGGAGUUUGGUGCGUAAACUGCGGGAAGCGCAUCUGGCACGGAACGUUGCGCAGGAGCUGCAAGCACUUUACCUACAGGAGGAGCCGCUGGCUGCGGAACUCGGUCUCCUCUCUGAAGCCCAAGCUCAGAUUCUACAAGACAGGGUGGGACUUGUGUUUAAGCACAUACUAAGCUGUCAGGACAGGUACAGCUGAAUGGGGGGAUUCUGCGACCCACCAAUAAAAACCAGCGAAAGCCAGUGCCAUGGCCAUGGUGGAUAAUGCAGGUUACUAGGACAUUUCUAUGUGUGGGGCACCAUGUGGUUUCUAGGGCAAAGUUGCCUAAGUCCUGCUCACUGGUCUGUAUGAGAUGGUAGUAAGACUGUUCCUUUAUGGAAGAGCAGGUGCAGAGAGGGUAGUGGGUUGGCACUUAGUGACUAGAGUGGUAUCAUUGAGGCUGGUAUGUUGCACAGACUAGAUUCUACCUGGAAAGGCACUCAUGGUAUUUUGUGUUGGAAGAGUUUUAGGGUUCAUGGAUUUGAACCAUUCAGGAAGGGUUUCAGGGGUCAUCGAGCUGGAUGGAUUCUCACUAAUAACUGACAGCCAUUUAAUAAUGAUUUGAGUUAAAGGCAAAGCUAUGCAGGGUGUUCGCCAGGGCAUGCCCACAUCAAAGACCAGCAUUUCUCAUACUAAUAACCCCCUCUUCCUGUGCAAUAAUCCAUGUCAUUUUCCCACACUCCCUAGGGCAAUGGGGGGUCUAUAAGCUAAAUUUAAGAUAGGAAAUAAAACAGACUUGCCUGUGAUUAGGGCAAGAUGGUUAGAACUUGUGCCGCUGGUAAAACAGAAAGUUCUGCAUCAGAACCUCUUGGGAAAGAAGCAAUAGCAAGCUCAGUUCUGCCCCGAGAAGCUGCUGUAGGGCAGCUGGUAAACAACAGCCUAAAUAUCUGCUCAGAUGUCUCCAAUGUCUUUACUUGUUUUAAAAGGGAAGUUAACUAAAGACAUUCUGAAACAAUUUGCAGUUGGUCCUCAACUAUUUUGCCUUUUUACAGCUUUUACAUUUUUUUUCUUGCACCCCAAGGACAAAGGCAAAUAUUAAUAGCUUGGAUGAUUUCCAUAUCAAAAUUGAUUUAUAGGUGAGCUUCCCUUUAAAACAAUUUAACUGGCCCUUUAGGGAAGGGGGAUGGAGAUUGAAGCUCAGAGCUUUCCAUAUUAUUAAAGAAGGGCCCUGUAGUGAGUACAAUGGGACAAGCAAAUGCAUGGGGAAGGGGUUUUGACUUAUUAUACAUAAACCUGGCAGCCUCCACCCACUCAUCUUACUGUAAGCUUCUGCAAAUGUAGCACAAUCUCUAUUGUUCCAGAAGGAGAUGCUGGGAGCUGUAGUCCUACAACAGCCAGAGCAAUGGACCUGCUGCAGAGCCCCGUAGAAAUACAGAGGGACUUAUAGUUGGUACUUCAGCUGUGCUUUCACCGAUUCUUCCCCCUUGGGUAGUUUUAUAGCUAUGAAAUGAAUAAGCAGUUUGGAGAUUGCCUUAGGACCAAAAAGCCCUGUUACUGAAAAUAGUACUUUCCAAGGGGAAGUAAAAGUAGCGUGAUAUGAAUACUAAUAUAUACUUGUUAGUUAGGGUAACAUUUUUGUAGCCCAUUCUGUGUCGAGGGACAGAGUUUGAGCCUCUGGCAAUAAUGUUAAGCUGAUGCCCCAAGCAGACUCUGACCCUCAAGUUGCUUUUGAACUGUAACUCCCAGCACCUUCAGCACUGCAGUUCCACAAUAGCUAAAGCAGUGCAGGUUUAACAUCCUGUAUAUACUGAAACUAUCUUAUUAAAGGCGUACUUCACCUUUAAGUUAGCUUUUAGUAUGUUAUAGAACGGCCAAUUCUAAGCACCCUUUCAACUGGUUUUCAUUAUUUAUUUUGUUUAGUUUUUAAAUUAUU
Messenger RNA from Xenopus laevis (African clawed frog), 3780 nucleotides. It is a transcript of the gene fjx1.S, whose product is annotated as four-jointed box kinase 1 S homeolog. The record is from RefSeq and is a predicted model, not a curated record. The transcript has a single exon. Lineage: Eukaryota; Metazoa; Chordata; Amphibia; Anura; Pipidae. Bases 909 to 2066 code for a protein of 385 amino acids. Gene Ontology annotation, biological process: cell-cell signaling.